AACAUAGAAUUGUUGUGGUGGAAGUGAGUAGAUAUUUGGAGCAGAGUGUGGUGGGUGAGUUGCGAUUUUUGUUUGGAAGGAGAAGCAAACAUGUCUUACUGUGCAAAGCCUUUGACCUUGCAACCGCAGUUGCACUCAAGAACAUCAUCGUCAUCGUUCCAAUCCCAUGUUGGAGGAGUAACAGUAACAACCUCAACACUGUCUCUUCGGCCCUCUCCUUCUCUUGUUUUCACCCACAGCCUCCAUUUCCAACCCCAAAUCAAACGCGCUUCCACAACCAUUCGAUGCGCCUCUGCGUUGACUCCUCAAUUGAAGUCUACCUUGGAUACAGUUAUUGCUUCAAAUAAAAUAGUUGUGUUUAUGAAGGGAACUAAGGACUUUCCACAGUGUGGGUUCUCAAACACAGUGGUGCAAAUAUUGAAAUCUCUAAAAGUGUCUUUUGAAACCGUAAACGUGCUUGAAAAUGACAUGUUACGCCAAGGACUGAAGGAGUAUUCCAGUUGGCCUACCUUUCCUCAAGUGUACAUAGAAGGAGAGUUUUUUGGUGGCUGUGAUAUCACUGUUGAGGCAUAUAAGAACGGGGAAUUGCAGGAGUUGUUGGAAAAGGCAAUGUUAUCUUGAAGCCAUGGAAGGAAUGAGAGGACUUUCCAAGUUUGUAAUCUUCCCUAAGUUCUACUGUGGCUCAGCAGUGAUAAUGGACCAAGUAAAUUGUCCAAUGUUUUCUCAUGUCCACAAAUGCCAGUUAUGAUUACUGCAAAACAAAUCCUAGUAUCUGAGUAUAAAGCAGAUAACUCAUUUGAUGAUAUCUCAUUAAAUAGACUAUUUAUUGUUUUACUAGUUGCUACUGCAAAUCUAUUGAGUAAACUAUUCUAAACUGACA
Messenger RNA from Vigna radiata var. radiata (mung bean), 880 nucleotides. Its product is annotated as monothiol glutaredoxin-S14, chloroplastic. Lineage: Eukaryota; Viridiplantae; Streptophyta; Magnoliopsida; Fabales; Fabaceae. The record is from RefSeq and is a predicted model, not a curated record. Bases 91 to 621 code for a protein of 176 amino acids. The transcript has 3 exons.